This is a messenger RNA of Engraulis encrasicolus (European anchovy), 837 nucleotides long. Its product is annotated as kinesin-like protein KIF21B. Gene Ontology annotation, biological process: mitotic spindle organization; spindle elongation; microtubule-based movement. The annotation marks the transcript as partial. Gene Ontology annotation, molecular function: microtubule motor activity. Gene Ontology annotation, cellular component: microtubule associated complex. Lineage: Eukaryota; Metazoa; Chordata; Actinopteri; Clupeiformes; Engraulidae. The transcript has 4 exons. The record is from RefSeq and is a predicted model, not a curated record.
AUGGAGAACUACACAGAGGAGAAGGCCAGUCGCAUCAGAGCGGACUAUGAGAAGAGAUUAAAGGAGAUGAACAGAGACCUGAUGAAGCUGCAGACGGCCCAGAAGGAGCAUGCGCGCCUCAUCAAGAAUCAGACGCGAUACGAGAGGGAGCUCAAGAAGCUGCAGGCAGAGGUGGCCGAGAUGAAGAAAGCAAAGGUGGCGCUGAUGAAACAGAUGAAGGAGGAGCAGCAGCGGCGCCGCUUGGUGGAGGCCAAGAGGAACAGAGAGAUCGCACAGCUGAAGAAGGAACAACGCAGACAGGAAUACCAGAUUCGUGCUCUUGAGUCUCAGAAGCGUCAACAGGAGUUGGUGUUGCGUCGUAAGACACAGGAGGUCACUGCUCUCAGGCGAUUGGCUAAGCCCAUGUCGGAGCGCGUGGCGGGCCGGUUGCCUAGGAGACCGCACAGCGCCGACUCGGGGGCGGAGCUCUCGGCGAGCACGGCCACCUCCUCGGAACCCGAGUCCUCCGCACGUUCCGUAUCCAGCAUCGUACGCCAGUGGAACACCAAGCUCAACGGUUACCUAGGAGACACGGGAAGCAGCGGUCGCAACGCCAGCCGUAAGAAGUUCCAGCGUAAGGGUGUGGUGAGCAGCUCGACUCCGUUCUCCAAGUCGGCGCGUCAGAAGUGGCAGACACUCGAGAGACGCGUCACCGACAUCGUUAUGCAGCGCAUGACCAUCAGCAACGUGGAGGCGGACAUGGACCGACUCAUUAAGGUAACACACACACACACACACACCCACACACACAUGAUGACCAUCAGCAACGUGGAGGCAGACAUGGACCGACUCAUUAAG